AGCAUAUAUUAUAGUACCAUUAAUAAACUAUCAAAACCCAGCUAAAACAUCCCUGUAAAAUUCCACCAACUUCUCAACCAUUACCUCUAACAAUAUACUAUUCAACUCAAUACAAAAGAUUCCACCAAAUUUUAUUUAGAAAUAUAAAAAUCAAAUCUUUUUUUAAAAAUGGGUUCUUUACUAUCCCUUAAUCAUCUUCAUAUUCAUGCUCAAUAACAUUUUUUUCAUUAGAUUUCUUGGUUUUCUUGGACUCAUUGGUAUUUCUUUACUGUUCUAUUCAAUCCUCAUGGAAGUACCACAUUCAAUGCAAGAAGUACAACUCCCUGAAGCAGAAACACAAGUUUAUUCAGUGUGGGCGCUUCCAUCAGAAGAAGUAACGGGUCGGGUCAAGAAAUUGAUGGGUGGGCUCAGAUCAGAGUUUGGUGGGCCCCAAUUUGAGCCUCACGUGACUGUCGUCGGAGCGAUUCGGUUAAAUGAGGUUGAGGCACGUGACAAGUUUAAAAAAGGAUGUCAAGAUGUUAACAAGUAUAGUGCUACUGUUAAAAAAGUUGAGACGGGCACUUUUUUUUACCAGUGUGUUUACCUUUUGCUGGACCCCACCACUGAGGUUGUGGAGGCUAGUGCACGCUGCUGCAGCACCUUUGGUUUCAACAGCUCAAGUCCGUAUAUGCCUCAUCUGAGCCUGCUUUAUGCCGAUUUGACCGAUGAAGAAAAGAAGAAAGCUCAAGAAAAAGCUUACACCCUUGACGAGAGCAUUGGCAGCCUGAGCUUCCAAAUAACUCGCCUUGCAUUGUACAAAACAGACACUGAAGACAAAAGCCUCAAAUCGUGGGAGAAGAUCGAAGAGUACAAUCUCAGCACUAACUAGUUUUAACAACACUGUUAACUCGAGUAAAUGUACUGGUUUUAACGACACUGUUAACUCGAGAAAAUGCUUACUUUAUCUUUACCUUAAUUUUGCAUUGCCUGUAAUUUUUGAGUAUUUUGGAUUUGCCAUACAUAAGAACUGUGCUGUUGUGGCCUC
Molecule: messenger RNA, 1024 nt
Organism: Lycium ferocissimum
Lineage: Eukaryota; Viridiplantae; Streptophyta; Magnoliopsida; Solanales; Solanaceae
Product: cyclic phosphodiesterase-like
Exons: 3
Coding region: 206-868 (220 amino acids)
Biological process (GO): cyclic nucleotide metabolic process
Molecular function (GO): 2',3'-cyclic-nucleotide 3'-phosphodiesterase activity
Source: RefSeq, a predicted model, not a curated record